This is a messenger RNA of Sphaeramia orbicularis (orbiculate cardinalfish), 2142 nucleotides long. RefSeq names its product transmembrane protein 98 (gene tmem98). The record is from RefSeq and is a predicted model, not a curated record. Gene Ontology annotation, cellular component: endoplasmic reticulum. Lineage: Eukaryota; Metazoa; Chordata; Actinopteri; Kurtiformes; Apogonidae. Bases 261 to 935 code for a protein of 224 amino acids. The transcript has 7 exons.
UCCAGCUCACACGUUCACGUAAAUGGGCUGCUUCUGUGCGCGCCCCCGUCCAGGGUUUGGAGAUGUCGGUGCCUUCUCCGCGUUCCUGGUGGCGGAGGGAAAAAGAAUUUGUCUCCUAAAAGGAAUCCAACCAAAAGGAGAAAAUGUUUAGAUGAGUGGUCGUCUGUAAUCGAGCUCAGACAUUCAGCGGCCGGACCUGAUUGGACUCUUCCCCUCUUGACGAGUUGCCGCCUGCAGCCGUUGUGGGCGCUGGAGUCGCCAUGGAGACGGUGGUGAUCGUGGCCAUCGGGGUUUUGGCCACCAUAUUCCUGGCGUCUUUCGUCGCCCUGGUGGUGGUUUGUCGACACCGAUACUGCCACCCUCACGACCUGCUGCACCACUUCGACUCCAAACCCACUGUUGAUCUGAUCGGUGCCAUGGAGACCCAGAGCGAGCCCUCGGAGCUGGAGCUGGACGACGUGGUCAUCACCAACCCCCACAUCGAGGCCAUUUUGGAGAAUGAAGACUGGAUAGAGGACGCUUCUGGUUUAGUCUCUCACUGCAUCUCUAUUCUAAAGAUCUGCCACACUCUGACCGAAAAGCUGGUUGCCAUGACAAUGGGCUCAGGGGCAAAGGUCAAAGCCCCAGCCAGUCUGAGUGACAUCAUCACUGUGGCCAAACGCAUCAGCCCGAGGGUGGACGACGUGGUCCGGUCCAUGUACCCUCCUCUGGAUCCCAUCCUGCUGGACGCCAGAGCCACCGCCCUCCUCCUCUCCGUCAGCCACCUGGUGCUGGUCACCCGCAACGCCUGUCACAUGUCCGGCAGUAUGGACUGGAUCGACCAGUCGCUCCACGCCGCUGAAGAUCACAUGGUGGUUUUGCGCGAGGCGGCGUUGGCCUCUGAACCAGAACGAAGCUUACCUGGAGCAGACGUACAGCGAGAACAGGCUAUCUAGAACAAACACAGACUCCCAUGUAAAGAAAUACACAAACUGAUAGGACGUGAAAGUCUACUCAGAGGCACAUAUUCUGCCCAGAACGUGUUGAAAAGGCUUCACAAAGUCUGAAUUUGUCAGAAUAGUAACACUUCAGAGCUGUAAUCUGGCUGUGUAGAUACAUAGGACACCAUUUCCAUGCACAAAAGACACAUUUUGUGAUUAUAGAAGAACAUUUGUGAAGGUAUUUGAACGUAAAGCGAGUCACACAUUCAGGUAGAGGUAGCCUUUAAAUGGAACCCUGUUUUUGCAGCAGCUCUGUUUAAGGUAUAAGCAGCCUUUCAGAUGAACAGUCUUUGGAAAUUUCUCCGGCGCCAUCACCCAGCGGUGGGCCUAAAUCCAAUCUCACCAGUUCUGCACAGUCACAUGGAGGCUUAGUCAGCUAAUCCAUUCUGAGGAAAAUAACACCCAGUUUGCUAGUGAGCCCAAAGGGGGUGGGGGGGUCCGACUCAGUGGACCAGUAGAAGACUAACCUGACUUAUUUACAAUUUGUGAGGUCAUGAGUUUUUUGGUGCAGCUGGAGAAACCAAGAGCGCCACUUUUUUUAGCCACAUCAGCAGCAAGAACACAUUUUUCCUGAUGAGUAAUGCCCCCUUUGUGGCAUUUCUGCAUUCAAAAGAAUAAUUACAGCUGUUGUCAGUGGGGAGUGGGGUGCGUUUUUGUCGAUGCAUGAUUUCUAAAGACUUUGAGUCAAGAAAGAAGUCCUUCUCUUUAAUUCAGAAACAAGGGUUUGGAAAUUGGAAGGCUCUGAAAUUGCAUUUUCUAUCUACAUGGGGCAAGGAACAAGAACGUUACAAAAAAAAAUGUUUGAGCAGAUCCAGAACUGAAAUGUAAUGCAGAGUUUUUCAGUUUUCACACUGUGCUGGGAAAAAACAUAUUAUCCGCCCAUAUUGUAGUGGUUUUAUAUUGUGUGUUGAUUGAGGUGGAGCAGAAUUAGCGUGCUGUUUUGACCAGAGGGAUGUUAUUGGAGCGUGCCUACCUGCUCCCCCAUGCAUAGCUAAUAGUAAAUCCCACAGGACUCCUAAUAAGGCAUUACCAUCACCCACAAUGAACACAUGGGCUACAGCUACAAUACACAUGGCACAAACAUUUGUACACACACAGAGGCCGGCAGACAAGUAAACACAUCAGUACAAUGUAUGAAAAAUGACUGUAAAAUACACACCAU